Messenger RNA from Xyrauchen texanus (razorback sucker), 1945 nucleotides. It is a transcript of the gene ing2, whose product is annotated as inhibitor of growth family, member 2. Bases 170 to 1012 code for a protein of 280 amino acids. Gene Ontology annotation, biological process: positive regulation of DNA-templated transcription. NCBI's taxonomy places the organism in Eukaryota, Metazoa, Chordata, Actinopteri, Cypriniformes, Catostomidae. The transcript has 2 exons. Gene Ontology annotation, cellular component: nucleus. The record is from RefSeq and is a predicted model, not a curated record.
UAAUAGUUUUGUUUGAAGGAGUUAUCGUAGCCAGAGAAGACUGGACCGAAUUUGCCCGGAAAGAGUGGCUCACCACAAGGUUGCCAACUAAUAUAAUAUUUUAGAGAUCCAUGAGUGAAAACCAUUCGUUUUUAAAAGGCGCAUAGCUGCUUGAUGCAUCAACAUCAACAUGUUAGGGCAUUAUCCAAACGUGGAAAAAUCGCAGCUUGUCAACUACGUGGAGGAUUAUUUGGAAUGUGUUGAAUCGUUGCCUUUGGAUAUACAGAGGAAUGUUUCGUUGUUACGAGAGAUCGACACGAAGUAUCAAGAGGUCCUCAAGGAAGUGGAUGAGAUCUAUGAAAAGUACAAAAAGGAGACUGACAGUGGGCACCGCAAGCGGCUGCAAAUUCAGUUGCAGCGAGCUCUCAUCAGCAGCCAGGAGCUUGGAGAUGAGAAAAUUCACGUGGUCACACAAAUGAUGGAGGUGGUAGAGAACCGCUCGCGUCAGAUUGAGGCUCACUCACCUUGCUUCUUAGAGCCAGGAGAGACAGAACGACCUCCAGAGAAGGUGAGGCAUGAUCCUGCAAGCACCUCCGCAAAUGUUAUGCCUGAGCGCUCGUCGGCACGGCGACCCAGACGUCAGCGCAUUAGUGAGAGCCGUGACACUUGUCACGGUGCCAAUGGCGCCCUGGAGGACCUGAGCGAGGAGCCUCCGCAGCAGCCCCGUGAGAAAAAGUCCAAGUCAGCCAAGAAGAAGAAGCGCUCCAAGGCCAAGCAAGAGCGAGAAGCAUCACCAGUGGAGUUCUCUAUUGAUCCAAAUGAGCCCACCUACUGCCUCUGUGAACAGGUGUCCUAUGGGGAGAUGAUUGGUUGCGACAAUGAGCAAUGUCCAAUUGAGUGGUUCCACUUUUCCUGUGUUGGACUCACCUACAAACCCAAGGGUAAAUGGUAUUGCCCCAAAUGCAGGGGCGACAGUGAAAAGACUAUGGAAAAAAGUGCAGAUAGGGCCAAGAAGGAUAGGCGGUCCAGGUAGUGCCUUACAGAAAAUGUGCUAUGGGAAUAUUGGAGAUUAUGUGAUAAUACGCCUGUAUGGGGAUUGUCAGUUUUUGUGUUAAAACGUUCUCCUCGUGCACUUAGCCCGAAAGGUUUCCAAAUAGGUGCUGUUGUUGGAUUGUAAAAAAUGACCAACGGUUUUCAUUAGUCUACCCCUGGAAAUACAGAUGUUUAAGAUACUGCCACUCAUUAAGACAAUGAAGAAAUCUUUUCUAAAAAAAAAAAAAAAUCUUUCUAUUAUUUGUUGGUUUCAGUAUGCCUCAAGGGUUUAUAUUUUGGAGGUCACCCAGUCCAGGGUAAUAAAGUUGUUACAAAAAGAGGCACUUGAUGAAAAUGCACUGGGUUUGAUGAGCAGUAUGUCCACACCUUUGUUUUGCAUUUCUUAUUCUUUCAUUCCACAUUUUAGCAAAUAUAAAUUAAAACACGCCUCUGAAAUGUCUUCCAGUGAGAGAAAAAAAAAUCAUUUUCUUUGUUAUAAUCUUGGAGUGUUUUUUUCUUUUAUUUAAAUAAAUUAGAGAUUGUUAUGUCUUUAAACCCUUGUUGUGCUUAUAGAGCUGUAGCGCAUGGGUCUUAUACAAAACAAACCUUUUCAGAUGAACAGUAUAUCAAAUAGGGGAGUGUGAACUGCGGCACUUUUUACUUAAGAUGUCCUCAAAAUUAGAUUAAACUAAUACACCUAAAUAUGUUUCAAAAUGUCUGUUAUGAACUAAAAUGAUAAGAAAGAAUCUAUAUCAUAGGUCUAUAGAAAUGUGACUUAAAAAAAGGAUGUACAUUUCAAAUAAAAAUAUGAACAUAAAGGAAAAAAACAAAACAAUUUACUAAUACGCAGUCAUGUUCCCAAGUCUUAUUUUGUGUAAGUUAUUUGCCUUUUCAUAAACAUGCCAGGAAUAUUUUUUAUAUUCAGAAUAUUUGA